AUGAGGGUGUACUUGAUCAUGAAUCUUCUAGAUAUGUUGAGAUUAUCGAUGACUCAUGCUGGACAUUCUGUGAAGUCAUCGUCCGAGAAAUCGAGCCAAGAGUUCCCAAGCAUUCAUUCACGAGUGAAUAGGGACAUAGUACUGAAAGAUUUAGUGGAUUCAGAGAGAGCUAAUGUCGCAGAAAUCCAGGGGAUUGUCAAUAAUUUUCUUCAACCGUUGGAAUCAAUUAAUUUAUUGACAAAAGAGGAAUACAAACAACUAAUAGGUAACAUCCGCGAGGUUGUAGAGAUUCACCAACGUUUACUGGCAAACCUGGAGGCAACAGUAACACAGGGAGCUGAAGCCAGAGUUGGAAGUGUAUUUCUUACCUUGGCUUCAAAACUACAAUCAGUUCAUUUGCGGUAUUGCAACGGCCACCCCUAUGCAGUCUGCAUCAUGGAUCGAUAUAGAGAUGAAUUGAAUGAUUUUAUGGAGCGAAGUGGUGCAGUCACUCCAGGAAUUCUUGUAUUAACCACUGGGCUCAGUAAACCGUUCAGGAGGCUAGAGAAAUACGGUGCAAUACUUCAAGAAUUAGAGAGACAUACGGAGAAGAAUCAUUUCGAUCGAGGAGACACACAGAGAAGUAUCUGUGUCUACAGGGAAAUUGCAGAACAAUGCAACUACACUCGCAAGCAGAGGGAAUUAGCUCUCCAAGUCCUCACUAGUGGGAUAAAGGGUUGGGAAGGAGAAGAACUUGACGCCCUUGGUGAAAUUUUGUAUGUCGGACCCGUUGCAAUAGCAGUGGGUGCUGAUCGGCGCGAUAGAUACUUCGUGCUUUUCCCUACGACGCUACUGAUGCUCAGCACGAGCUCUCGCAUGAGCUCUUUUAUUUACGAGGGUAAACUUCCCUUAACUGGCAUCGACAUCACCUUGAUCGACGAUCCUGAGGAUUCAAAAAUCGCCUUCGAAAUCUCGGGUCCCUUCAUCGAGAGCAUUACGGUCCUCUGUAACAACCGAGAAGAACGCCAACAAUGGAUCGACCUUCUGAGCCAGGACCACUCCUCUUCAGGUCUUCUCCGUUCUCCGACGAUUUUGCAUUUGAACAAUCAGCCAAACGGGACACUUCAACAGCACCUCCAGGAGCGUUGUUCAUCACCAGAGACUAAAUCUUGGUGGAAUCUCUCAUCAUUGCGACCAGCCCCCCCAAUUUACCCAACCAAGAUUCAAAACAAGACUGACACAAUGGAUGGAUAUCAUUCUCCACGAACCACAAACGAACGGACAUUUGAGGAUGAUGCUAUUAUCUUGAAAGUCAUUGAGGGCUACAGCAUGAUUGUCAACAGAUUUACAAUGCAAUCUGAAUAUUCGGAUGAAUCGAUUAAUAAGCCCAGACUAUCCUUAAUAAAUAAUAUGCAUAUGGACUCGUUUGAUGGCAGGCAUCUGCCGGAGGCUCUUGAGGCCUUGAAGAGCCAAGUGGGGGGCCUCCAAACGCAGAUGAUGCAGCUUACUAGGCAACUGGACGAGGAGAAACAAUUGAGACUUUUGCUCGUCACAGCACUCAAACGAAGAGUCCCAGGAAUUGAAAGUUUGGUGCCUUAGACGAAAGACACAAUCGUCAUGUGUGUUGAUGACUCGUGUAAUUGAAGUAUUCAGCAAUUUGGCUACCUAACCUACUUCGACCAUUACUCUGACUGAAAGUUGACUGGGAAUGAAACAGAACGAUCUCAAGAUUUAUGCCUUAAAAUUUUUUUUUAUCGCGGUAGAAUGGAAUGCUCCUUCUCAGACAAUGUAUCAUUUGGACGGAGGAAAAUACUUUAUUGCUUCAUUUGAUUCCAGUACUUAUUUUCCGCUCGUAUAGCAAACUCAUAUUUUUCAGAAAAGUUUUGUUUCGUGAAGUGAGGAAAAAUAUUGUCGAAAACAAUGCAAUUAAAUUCAUUUUUUUCGUUCAAGGAGAACAGCUGAUUGAUGAUAAUUGUUACAGAGUUAAUUGAUCGAAUUGUUUGAGGCAUCGGAGGAUUUAUUGAGGAGUUGAAUUUGUCUGCAUUGGUGUUGUCGAUACUGGUAUUUGUGGCUGCGUGGAUCUGGUGUUUGAUCUUGUAUGAAGAUGUUUGUUUUUAAUGCGUUCCAAUUCAUUGACCCUACUACGUGCGUGCUCCAAUCUGUGCCAUGCCAUUUGUAAUACUUUUUGACUGGCGUAGCCGGAUCCUUCGUGUGGUUGUCCUGGAGUAAACGAUUGUUCAUUAAUCAUUAUAAUAAAUAGAACAAACUGCAGGAAAUAAAAUUAUUUAGCUGAUGAAAUAAGUUUUUUAUUUUCUUCCAAUUUACCUGUUGAAACUUGUGUUAAAUAGUUUAUUUGUUCGCUCAGUUUCGAUUCUACAUGGCCCAGGGUUUUAAUAAACUGAUUCGUCUGUCCCUCUGCUUGUUUCAGACUUGACUUCUCUUUGCUGAGCUCCAUGAACGCUUGUCCUGCAUUAUAAUUUUUAUAAAUUAUAGAGAAGUGGUAGAAAUAAUUCAUUUAUGAUACAAGUGAAAAAAAGGGCACUUUCUUUACACGCUUCGCGCGCAAAGACCCGCCUUUUUCUCAUCAGUAUCA
Molecule: messenger RNA, 2572 nt
Organism: Diachasma alloeum
Lineage: Eukaryota; Metazoa; Arthropoda; Insecta; Hymenoptera; Braconidae
Product: rho guanine nucleotide exchange factor 7
Exons: 9
Coding region: 1-1578 (525 amino acids)
Molecular function (GO): guanyl-nucleotide exchange factor activity
Source: RefSeq, a predicted model, not a curated record